GAACCCUUCUACUAAUCCCGACUCCCCCGGCCGUCCCCUCCAGCUGCCCCCCACUUCCUCGAGCGCCGCCGCCGCUCCCCGCAGGCGAUGCCGGCGCCGGAGGCGGACUCCCCGGCGAUACAGAAGCUGGGGAGGCUCUUCCGCCUCACCGAGGUACACCUCUGGGACGAUUCGUAUGCCGCCGGAGCCAGGGAUGGCCAGAAGCACUGGCGCUCGGCGGAGGCUGCUCCCGCGGAAUUCCAUGCAAAUAAACCACGCAAUGAAGUGCUCAAAGACACCGAUGAAGGUCAUUCAUUGGUUGAAGAUUUGGAAUUGGCCAAUCUCAUGGGUUCUUUAGGGCUUCCUGUUUCAUUCAGCACGAGUAAAGUGAACAAGAACACAGGCAACAAGGGAAAGAAAAAACUAGGAAGACAAAUACAAUACGAAGUAGGAAACAUUCAAAUCGAUGAUGCUGUGAGGAUAUGCGCUAAUACCGAAGAUAGAGAAAGUGAUGUUCAAUUGAUGGCUGUUUUGGAGCAUACGAACUUGUGCAAUUCAUCUGGGACUGCUAUUGGUUACAACGAAUCCUGCCAUGAUACUGACAAGAUGGUGAAGGGAGGCAGACCUUAUGCUGAAGAACAAGAGUCUGGCUGUAGCGUCAUCUACUCUGCUGAAAAAGCCCCUGGUUAUGAAGCUGAAAAUCAAUGUGAACUUGGGACUUGUGAGCCUCCUGAUUACUUGGGCAACACAGCAAAAGCAGAAAUUCUUAUUCAUGAAAAUCAAGCUGCUGACACUCUUGAUGGUGAAUCUGCUCGUUCCUGCAUCAACAUGUGUCAGGAAGAAAGAUUGUCCACAAAGGAAGAUCAAAUAUCUGCAGAAACUUUGUCAGUACCUCAUGAUAAUAGUGGUGUUGGCCAAGAAGCUUGUCUAAGUUUGGCAGAAGCAUCUUCUGUUGAUGAGCAUGCUGAAAGUUCUGCCAGCAACUUUUGCUAUGAAUAUGGUGAUUGGAGGAUUGUUUGGGAUCCAUUCUACAGUCGAUAUUACUUUUACAACAUCCAGACACAAGAAUCCACAUGGUACCCCCCUGAAGGAUUGGAGGAUUUUGCAUCAUAUUGUAGCAUUGAUGCAACUAAAGAGCUGGUCGAACUGGGAUCUCAGUAUACAAGCAUAGCGGUUCAAGAGAACAGUAAGAACAUUUUGUGGAUAAAUCAGGCUGCUGAUGACAAGCAUCUGGAUGCACAGGAACAAGAUCAUUGCAGCGAAUCACACUAUUUGUCUAAGAUUCCUGAUGAAGAGCCAGUAAAUCAUAGUAUGAUAACUACCAUUCACGAAGGGGGACACACUGAGAAUAAGCACAAUGAUUCAAUGACUGAUGUGUUGGAGGUGGGCCAGGAAGUUGCUAGCACCAAAAAGAAAAAGAGAGUUAGGAGAUCUCAGUCGUAUCAUUCAUGCCCAGACAUGGCAGGAAACAUCUCCAAUGAUAUCAUCAAGUACUGGACUCAGCGGUACUCACUUUUCUCUCUUUUUGAUAGUGGUAUAAAGAUGGAUGAAGAAGGGUGGUUUUCAGUAACGCCAGAGCCGAUUGCAAAGCAUCAUGCAUCUCGUGUUGGUGCGGGCGUAAUGAUUGAUUGUUUCACAGGAGUUGGCGGAAAUGCCAUCCAGUUUGCUGCAAAGUGCAAGCAUGUUAUUGCAGUUGAUAUUGAUCCAAAAAGGGUUGAUUGUGCGCAUCAUAAUGCAUCCAUUUAUGGAGUAAAUGACCACAUAGAUUUUAUCGUAGGUGAUUUUAUCAAUAUAGCUCCUCAGCUGAAUGGAGAAACUGCUUUCAUGUCGCCUCCUUGGGGUGGACCUGACUACGCCAAAGUUGAUGUUUUUGAUAUGAAAGGCAUGCUUAAGCCUUGUGAUGGGUACUCCCUCUUUAAACUUGGUACUAUGAUAGCGUCAAGGGUAGUGAUGUUUCUUCCUCGCAACGUUGACCUGAACCAAUUGGCCGACAUUUCAUUGUCAGUCGAUCCCCCGUGGGCGGUCGAGGUCGAGAAGAAUUUCCUCAAUGGAAAGCUGAAAGCCAUAACAGCAUACUUUGAAGAGCAGGAUGGUUGAGGCGUGCAGUGGCACUGGUGAUGCAAACCAUCUUUGUUAAAUUAUGAGCUCAGAAAGACCUUGAUUAUGACUUAUGGAAUGAGAAACGACCUGAUCCAUAUCUCUGGUCCCUACCAGUCAUCUUUACAUUUUCUUGCCAAAUGUAGCUUACGUGUUUGUACCAUCAAUGUGAUAGUAUUUACACGGUUAGGAAUGAAGCUGUCUGAAAUCACGAUGCA
This is a messenger RNA of Panicum virgatum (switchgrass), 2294 nucleotides long. RefSeq lists its product as uncharacterized. Bases 88 to 2076 code for a protein of 662 amino acids. The record is from RefSeq and is a predicted model, not a curated record. Gene Ontology annotation, molecular function: RNA cap trimethylguanosine synthase activity; protein binding. Gene Ontology annotation, biological process: 7-methylguanosine RNA capping; 7-methylguanosine cap hypermethylation. Gene Ontology annotation, cellular component: nucleus. The transcript has 12 exons. NCBI's taxonomy places the organism in Eukaryota, Viridiplantae, Streptophyta, Magnoliopsida, Poales, Poaceae.